Messenger RNA from Colletotrichum navitas, 433 nucleotides. RefSeq lists its product as uncharacterized. The transcript has a single exon. NCBI's taxonomy places the organism in Eukaryota, Fungi, Ascomycota, Sordariomycetes, Glomerellales, Glomerellaceae. The record is from RefSeq and is a predicted model, not a curated record. The coding region runs from base 99 to 332 and encodes 77 amino acids.
GUAGGUACCUAGGUAGCUAGUCUUAGGAAGCAGUCCGAGCGGCCCAGAAUUCCGGUCUUGGUAGCGACCCGAUACGCCCUCCGCCCUAUUGUCCAGACAUGGCAACUAGGUCGUCCUCGUCGUCAGCAACGAGUCUACUACUUACUCUCUCUCUCUUUCUCCAUAUCAGGUUGUACGAAUACGGUUACCGCGUCUUCCUCCCUGUUUCUCGAAAACAAGCCUCACCUCCGGACUGCCCACUGCCGGCCCUCUUUUUUUUUCUUUUCUUUUUCUUUUUUUCCCCCGAUUCUCAAUUAGUCUCGCUCACUUCAUCGUCCCGUUAUCGCAAGUAGCCGCCACCUGAGGGCCGAGUACCGUCUCUCCAAAAGAGAUGCGCCUGUCCAAGUACCAUUGAUAACUCUCCGCCAUAUAUGCAUAUCCCCCCCCCCCCCCC